Messenger RNA from Loxodonta africana (African savanna elephant), 3574 nucleotides. It is a transcript of the gene KCNMB4, whose product is annotated as potassium calcium-activated channel subfamily M regulatory beta subunit 4. The record is from RefSeq and is a predicted model, not a curated record. Gene Ontology annotation, cellular component: membrane; voltage-gated potassium channel complex. NCBI's taxonomy places the organism in Eukaryota, Metazoa, Chordata, Mammalia, Proboscidea, Elephantidae. The transcript has 3 exons. Gene Ontology annotation, molecular function: potassium channel regulator activity; calcium-activated potassium channel activity. The coding region runs from base 1 to 633 and encodes 210 amino acids. Gene Ontology annotation, biological process: potassium ion transport; detection of calcium ion.
AUGGCGAAGCUUCGGGUGGCUUACGAGUACACGGAAGCCGAGGACAAGAGCAUCCGGCUCGGUUUGUUUCUCAUCAUCUCCGGCGUCGUGUCGCUCUUCAUCUUUGGCUUCUGCUGGCUCAGUCCCGCUCUGCAGGAUUUGCAAGCUACGGCGGCCAACUGCACGGUGCUGUCGGUGCAGCAAAUCGGCGAGGUGUUCGAGUGCACCUUCACCUGUGGCGCCGACUGCAGGGGCACCUCGCAGUACCCCUGCGUCCAGGUGUACGUAAAUAACUCCGAGUCCAACUCCAGGGCGCUGCUGCACAGCGACGAGCACCAGCUCCUGACCAACCCCAAGUGCUCCUAUAUCCCUCCCUGUGAGAGAGAAAAUCAGAAGAACUUGGAAAGUGUCAUGACUUGGCAACAGUACUGGAAGGAAGAGAUUGGUUCCCAGCCAUUUACUUGCUAUUUUAAUCAAUAUCAAAGACCAGAUGACGUGCUCCUGCAUCGCACGCAUGAUGAGAUUGUCCUCCUGCAUUGCUUCCUUUGGCCCCUGGUGACAUUUGUGGUGGGCGUUCUCAUUGUGGUCCUGACCAUCUGUGCCAAGAGCCUGGCAGUCAAGGCGGAAGCCAUGAAGAAGCGCAAGUUCUCUUAAAGGGGAGUAGGCUUUUGGAAAGCAAGACACAGAAGCUGCCCUCAUCGGCGCACGGCCACCUGCGGAGCCUGUGUUUCCAGCGCAGGAGAUGGAAGGGUCCGUGAGAGGUUUCCGGGAGGCUCCUCCCUCAAUGGCAGCAGAAACAGGCACAGCUGGAAGACUUGUAACCUCUUGGAUUGUAAUCUGUGUGUGGUAUUGGUAGCUAACUGGUCAAGCUUUUAGCUGUACGAAGUAACCAUUUCAGGAAACCCUAUACGAAGUUAAUUUUCUUUGGAAAAGUACAGUAUAUUAUUUGUACAGUGUAGCAUACAAACCGUUAUGAUUUAUGUUACUUACAAACAUUAAAAUAGAAUGGUCUGUGUUCUUUUUUAAUUUCCUUUUUUAAUGCUUAGAAUACCAGAGUAAAAAAGAACCCUCCAAGUUUCAUUUGAUUCUGCUACAUCGAAGUUUUUCUUAGAGAUGAGGAUUCCUGCAGCAGUCUGGGCCUCACUGUAUAAUCCUCAGUUUCCAUCAUUAAAGAGUACCUUUGGGCACUCCUGUUUGAAAAAGGAAUUCACACUGUUAACUUGGUUUCCAGUCACUUCUGCGACUCUUCAUCAAGGGACCCUCCGAGACUGGAAAAACAUAACCUCCCAUCCUUGCCUUUGCCUAUCCAUUAUUUCUCAGCAGGUUAUUUCUUAACAGAGGGAGAUGAUUCUGACAAGGCCUGUCCUAGCUCCUUUACUCAUCUGUUCAUGUUAUUGUUGAUGGGUCCUAUCUCUGUGCAACAGAAUGUCUGUGAGAAGGACGCUCUUCAGCUUAGUUAAGUUGAUGCUUUAUUUAUUUAUCAGGUCAGAAAAGCAUAUUCAAAAUCAGUUCAAGCAUUCUGCUUUUAUUUUCUUUGUCCUUGCUUUGAUGUUAUCCGUAUGAAAACAGGAAGGUUGCUGCAGUUGUUCCGUUUGCUUAGACCUCCCUGGCAGUGCAGCCCAGCUCCACACUGUGGUUGCAGACGCUUUCUGUGCCUUUAUCCAAAAGUUGGUUAAUGGAGCCAUACUUUUUUGCGUCUCUUCACAAAACCAAAUUCCAGAUAUCAGUCACAGGUUUCAGUGAAUGUUCAGCAUAUCGUUUUUACUUACUAGGUAGAAUCAAAUGUUUUUUAAAUGAAAGAUAAAUUUCUAGUGGAGGAACAACAGACAACUUAAUUUCUUUUUACUUUUUUCUGAUAUCCUCUAGACCUGCUUCUAUUAAAGGAAAAUUGGAAUUUAAGGAUAAGCUCCCUCUGUUAUUUCUACAAGAUUCUAAAAAAGAUACACACUAGUUAAAUGAUGGCUUCCUUUUAGUCCACAUACCAGUGUUGUCAUGAUUUUAAAAUGCAAGUAAUUGAGAAAGUCAUAGACUUCUUUGGAAGGAUGUUGAGUGAAUACAGUCCAUUUUUUUUCUAACUCAAGUGCUUCAGAUGCCACUGUGAAAAGGCCUUGAACACACUAUUUAUGACAUCCUUUGAGGCAGCUAGAGUGCCUUAACUUCAAUCCCAGUUUUCUGUUGCAGCAUCCCAGUUGUCUUAGCAACAUACAGAACCAACCAUUCUGAAGCACACAGUAACACAAAACUGAAAAUCAGAGAAAAUCAUCAUCUUUGCAUCACCUUCUUUUGGAAAAAAUAUGAUCAAAUGAUUAUAGAGACCAGAUAAAACUUAAUGGUGUAUGGACAUACAUAAAAAAAAAAAUACAUAUGUGUUAGAAAAUAGGGUAGUUGAUAUGUAUUGAUCUGAGUUUUCAUUUGUUAGUUUGAAUCGCGUACAAUUACAUUAAGUAAUCCUUCCAUUUAGGCCCAAGGAGUACACACCCUUAUAUUCUGUAGAUUGAUUCUUGGAAAAGAGGAGAAGCACACUGAAUUCAUAUGGUUACAUGCAGUUUUGAGUCUUACUUGCUCACAGCCAGUUAAAUUUGAGGCUCCUUACUCAUGCUUGGAUAAAGGUAAAGCCUAAAAGGAACAGAAGAGGAGCCUUACAAGGCCAUAAUAGUAAAGAAGCUGAAGUUCUUAGCAUUUUAAUUUUCUCCUGGAUCAGUUACAAAAUGGGCUAACAAAGGGACCCCCAAAAUAUGAUUCAAGUAAGCUAGAAGUUUAUUUCUUCCUCAUGUAGCAAUCCACAGGUAGUUGAGAAGUCUCGAGCACUAGGUAAUCAAGAGGCCUAGAAUUUGUCUACCUUGUUCUCUCAUUACUGAGGGUGUUGUUUGUCUCCAUGAUUGAAGGUGACUCAAAGAAGCACAUCCCCUUUCUGGCCCAUGAAAAGAAGAAGUUGGGAACGAACAAUUUCCUUUUAAGAAAGUUUCACCGGUCACUUCUGCUCGUAUUCCACUUAUGAGUACUUACUACAUAUCUAUGCCUAGCUUCAAGGAAGGCUGGGAUGUGUCUCUAGCUUGAUGGAUGUGCCCUACUAAAACUCUGGGGGGAGAGGUUCUAUUACUAAAAGGAGAAAGGGAGACUGAAUACUAGGGUAGGUAACAAGAAUGAGGAACAUCAGUCAGUGGUGCACGCCAUGGUGACAGUCUGCUGAGCAGGAUAGCAAAGAUCCCCUGUCCUGGCAGGAAAUAAGGUCUUCGGCUAAACUUUGAGUCUGCUCUCUGGGGGAAACUUCCUUGUCUGUUGUCCUUUGUAACCCCUCAUUUGACCUCUAGGAAAUUCUCUCUUGCCCAUUAUCCUCCAGGGCUGCAUCUGAAACUUCUUGGGGGCAUGACAGCUUUUGCAGCCCUCUCCCUGCUGGUGCAGCUUUGUAAAUCUAGAAAUUGCCUUAGGGACUGAACAAAUAUAAGCUUUUAUAGGCCAAGAUUGUAGUUUAUUUGGCUGUAAUGAAGAAUUUGACUCCGUUUUUGAUGUUUGACUGCUGACGGCUUACAAGCCUCACCACUCCCCUUUCCCUUAAGCCCUGUAUCUGGGCAAGCUAAAAAGAAAGCCUGAUGCC